Messenger RNA from Cynara cardunculus var. scolymus (artichoke), 1546 nucleotides. RefSeq lists its product as uncharacterized. NCBI's taxonomy places the organism in Eukaryota, Viridiplantae, Streptophyta, Magnoliopsida, Asterales, Asteraceae. The transcript has 4 exons. The coding region runs from base 35 to 1417 and encodes 460 amino acids. The record is from RefSeq and is a predicted model, not a curated record.
GCUGAAGUUACCGUUAGGACCUGAGGUUUGAAGAAUGCCGAAGAUCGCCGACGUCAAAUCCAGAUCAAGAUCGAAGAGGAAGCCUCUCAGAGACGUCUCCAAUGGCGGUUUUAAACCUUCCCAUGGUAAUUCCGUAUUGAAGAAACCUAAUCCCGAUACCAAACAACAAGAUCCGGUAACCACUUGCGGCGGCGAUCCACUCGAUCGACUUCUCCUCGUUCACUCCGAUCUAUCUGCCCUCAUUCAUCAGAUCGAUGAACUCGUAGUACAAGCAUUGGAACAAAAAGUUAGGAACAAGAAGGAAAUCGAAUCUUUUGCUCAAGUAUUGUACGAGAUGCAAACUUCACUAAAGCCAUGGAUUUCAAGAUUCAAGAAAGUUUAUUCCACCCAUACUACAGGAUCUGAGAAUCAAUUUGGAACGAGUUUAAUGAGUAAGAAGAUAACCCCUUCCAUAAACGAGGACACAAACAAAGCUCUUGAUAGCCCAGAUAUAUACAAGCUUGAUGAUUUCUUGGUCUCUCCAUCGCCCCUGGUGUCUUGGCGUGCCGACGGUGCUGCAGAGGGUGGUAGAAACCUUUUUCUGUUAACACCUCUGCCUAGACCUACAGCAUUCUCAUCCAAACUAAAGGAAUCAUCUAAGCUGGUAUUCGAGAAGAUAACCAAUGACGUUACUGUUGGGCCAGUGGCUCAAAAAUUGAAUAAUGGCAUAGAAGUAAAGCCGAUGCUUUCUGAUCCUGUUGCCACUGAUGUGAAAAGCACCGUGGCACUUGAGUUUUCUUCUCCUGAAAAGAUGGUAAGGAGGAAUGAUUCUCUGGUUGUUUCUACUCCUUACCUGAAAAUGUCACCACCAAAGUCUUGUAUAUUGUUGGAACCUGCUUCUGAGUACUGCAAGAAGACCAUUAUCGGCACUAAAAUCCCAACCAUGGCUCCUGUUGGUGGUGGUCGGUCUGGAGAUUCUGAACCCUCUAGCAGUCAACCUUCUGGACAUUUGGCUAUGAAAUACCCAGAGAUUUUUGGAAUUAGGCCCAUUACUAAACUAAGAAAUGCAAGAAAAGCGGUGGAAGCUUCACCAAAUUGGUGUAUGUCACCACCCAAGACUUGCAUUCUGCUGGAGCCAAGUGAUGAUGGUGUCAUCCAAGAUGUUCAAACAAACUUGGCCAAUGUGGGUGGUAUUCAAAGUGUUGUUUCACGCAAUGAAGUUAUUGAUAACACUCCAAUGUGUAAGGAUCUUGACACCACGGUUCUAAGAGGGAGGCGGGCCGGUGAGAACACUUUAAAGAGAGAAUUGUGGAUGAGAUUUGAAGCAGCAACCGCUGACGUUACAGUUGAGCAAGAGAUUCCGAAGUGUCAUAUUAACAAAGGGUUUAUGGACUUGUUGGAAGAGGUCUCUUUGGAUGACACAAACUCCAUUCUUUGACCAUAGCUUGCAAAUGGAAAAUAUGUAAGCAUUUGGAUGCACUUCCAACUCUUUUCUCUAAAGGUUGAAAUUAAGUUGUGAUUUUGAUCUCUCAUUUAAAACUUAGGAUUCUAAACUUGUGAUAGGUUU